UUGUUUGUAUACAACCCUAGGUAAAAUGGAAAGGAUAAUUAGGCCAGUUUUUACAUUGGACCUCGGAUAUAAAAUUUUGCCCGGUUUAGUGACCAUUGGGAAAUAUGACGGGAGCCAUCCAUGUUUGACUGCAGCGACCACGGCAGACAAAGUCCUAAUUCACAGUCCACAUAGAAGAAGCACUUCGUCUUUCGGCAAAAUUAUCUGGUCCGAGUCGAACAAAGAAAUCGCAACUUUAAACGUAAACCAAACGAUCACUGCGUUAACGGCGGGUUCGCUGAUCCCAAACGAAGACAAAGAAGUGCUGAUUAUAGGUACCGCCACCCAUUUGCUGGUUUAUCACGUCCACGACAACAAAGACGUAUUCUACAAGGAAUGCGAAGACGGAGUAAGAUCAGUCACUUUCGGUCCUUCGAGCGACACCAAUUCCUUCAUGAUCGUAGUCGGAGGAAACUCUUCUGUUCGAGCAUUCGACCACCAAGGCGACGAGAUUUUCUGGGUCGCCAUAGGCGACGUGGUCACUUCUGUUAUCCUGAUGGACUACGACAAAGAUGGAGACGAUGAGCUCGUCGUCAGUUCUGAAGAUUACAAAAUAAGGGUGUUUAAAGACAGGCGUGUUAUCACUGAGCAGAUCGAAACUGAAGUGGUGACUGGUUUGGUUGUGUUGCCUGAAAACAAGUUCGCUUACUCUGUGUCGAACGGCACCAUCGGCGUCUACGAGCGUGACCUCCGUACUUGGAGAGUGAAGUCGAAAAAUUUCGCGGUCGCUAUUCACCCGUACGAUCUGCUGGGUCAGACUCAACCCCAGCUAAUCACCGGUUGGUCCAACGGCAAAAUCGACUGCAGAUCCAUCACUACCGGUGAAGUAAUCUUCAAAGACUCAUUCACCGCCGGUAUAGCGGGCAUCGUUCAAGGCGAUUACAGAUCUUUGGGCAAGAGCGAUCUUAUUUGCGUGUCAUCCGAAGGGGAAGUUCGCGGCUAUUGCGUGACGAAAACCGCCGGAUUCGAGACAUCCCUGCAGCAGGAAACCGUCAGGGACCUGCUGUCGCAGAAACAAGCCCUUUUGAUGGAACUGAAGCAUUACGAAAGCAACGCGAGGUACAACAGCCACGCCGAAGGGGAAACGGAGAGUUUCGAAACUAGUGGUGUGAUACCGGCGAACACCAGGCUGCAACUGAUCGUCACAACCAAGUUCGGUAAAGGGGACGGAAAAGGAUGCGUCGAGGUAUUCGUGUCGACUAACAAUUCGACGGUGAUAAGGGCUCUGGUAAUUUUCGCGGAAGGUAUCUUCAAAGGGGAAAGUCACGUGGUGCAUCCGGAUGUGGCCAAACUAUCGUCGGACCUCGCCGUCCCCCUCUACAUUCCGAAAGACAACGCCACUGAUAUUCACAUCAACGCUCAUGUCGGCUAUCCCAACAGUAUCCAGUUUCACAUAUUCGAAAUCACGAAGCAAUUGCCUCAGUUUUCCAUGUACGCCCUUAACGCCGGCAUCAGUCGAACAACAUGCGACUCCUUCGUACAAUUCAAGGCCAACGAUAGGGUUCAAAGGAUGUGCAUCUGGAUAAACCAGAAUUUCCUGCUGGCCACAGAUAUCGAAUUCGAGUCCGGGCCGAACUUGACCGUCAACCUGAAGUGUCUGAGGGACGAUUCGGAUUUGAAACUGGUCUUCGAGACUACCGGCAAGAUCACCUUUUACACAGAGAAUAUGUUUUUGGCCGCCGAUUUGGUGCAAUCGCUGGCAACGUUUUUGAAUUUGGAUCGUUUAGAGUCGGUGGCCUGUUUUCCACGUGACGAAGAGAACAUCAAAAAUCUAAUGCAAAAAUUGGGCGACAUCCAAGAAACGCGCCUACGUUUGGGUACCGACGUCGCUGAUAAGUUGAACACCAUCCGCAACCUCGUCAUUAGGGCCGAAGACAGUCGAAUAAAUGACACAAAAGACAUGGCCGACUGUUAUCACGAACUGAACGCCGUGAACAAGGAAAUAAUUGGAGGUUACAAUAUCAAAGUGCAAAAUUACAACGAAGGCUUGGAAACGAUGAAGAAGAUCAACACCAUUAUCCAAAAUGCUUCUAGAUUAAGAGUCGGUAGAAAUGCUGCGACGAUGGUCCAGAACUGCAGGAACGCGAUUAAGAACAACAACAUCGAAGGGCUCAUCAAAAUCAUGAAGACGGGAGAAUGAAACUACGGCCGUAACAAACACAAUUUGUCGCAUUUAUUGU
Messenger RNA from Cylas formicarius (sweet potato weevil), 2219 nucleotides. RefSeq names its product Bardet-Biedl syndrome 2 protein homolog. The record is from RefSeq and is a predicted model, not a curated record. The coding region runs from base 26 to 2179 and encodes 717 amino acids. Lineage: Eukaryota; Metazoa; Arthropoda; Insecta; Coleoptera; Brentidae. The transcript has 11 exons. Gene Ontology annotation, cellular component: ciliary basal body; motile cilium; BBSome. Gene Ontology annotation, biological process: non-motile cilium assembly. Gene Ontology annotation, molecular function: protein binding.